Messenger RNA from Octopus bimaculoides (California two-spot octopus), 1106 nucleotides. RefSeq lists its product as uncharacterized. Lineage: Eukaryota; Metazoa; Mollusca; Cephalopoda; Octopoda; Octopodidae. The record is from RefSeq and is a predicted model, not a curated record.
GGACCACAGUUUCAAUACCCUAUCUGAUAGGGUACACGUCUGUGGAUAUGCCGCAGUGAAAAUAAUGAUUUGUCAUGAAUUCUGAAUCGUUAGCAUACGCAAACACGGAUAUAUGCAUGAAAGCCUUCUGCCUCAUUCCUAUUUCAGCAGGCAUAAUUACAACAAUAACUCCUUGGUAACUAGUAGCUGCCCAUAUGUCACGUAUUGAAAUUUGCAAUAAAGUGAAACUGGUUUUCCCAGAAACUUUAACUAAUAAGCUUUCAUUAGAUUGCCUUCCUCUGCUUAACAGAAGGAACUUUAAUUUACUAAAGAAAUCCAGAAAUUUCCUAAAGCAUUAAAAUGCCAUGGUUUUGGAUUGGGUUUGCAGCUGCAGUUACUGUAUUAUUGACGCAUAUGACAACUCGACAAAUGCAACAGGAUUCGUAUGAGCAACGGAAGUCAUAUAAGCGACAGGAGCCGAAUAAGCAACAGGAGCCGUAUAAGCAACGGAAGUCGAAUAAGCAACGGAAGUCGAAUAAGCAACGGAAGUCGAAUAAGCAACGGGAGUCGUGUGGGCAACAGGAGUCGUGUGGGCAACAGGAGUCAUGUGAGCAACAGGAGUCGUGUGAGCAUCAGGAGUCGUGUGAGCAUCAGGAGUCGUGUGAGCAUCAGGAGUCGUGUGAGCAUCAGGAGUCGUGUGAGCAUCAGGAGUCGUGUGAGCAACAGGAGUCGUGUGAGCAUCAGGAGUCGCACGUGCGACAGAUGUUGUAUGAGCAAAGAAAUCACACGGUGCUUCAUGAGAAAAAUGUCAGUGGAAUGGUUCAUGUGGAAAAGCAUAUGGAGACAUACUCUGCCUUUAGAAUUGAAAGAAAUGACAUCAUUCGAAGACAAAGGAAUGGAAGAUGUGAAACUGGAUCCCCUGGCAGCCAACUAUAGUAGAUCAAAUCCUUAUCAUAGCAUUAUAUCUACAACAAUAGAAGUUUUAUAUCUACAACAAUAGAAGUUUUAUAUCUACUACACUCUGAGUGGUUGGCGUUAGGAAGGGCAUCCAGCUGUAGAAACUCUGCCAAAUCAGACUGGAGCCUGGUGUUGCCAUCCGGUUUCACCAGUCCUCAGUCAGAUCGUCC